Messenger RNA from Vidua chalybeata, 1287 nucleotides. RefSeq lists its product as uncharacterized. Lineage: Eukaryota; Metazoa; Chordata; Aves; Passeriformes; Viduidae. Bases 1 to 849 code for a protein of 282 amino acids. The record is from RefSeq and is a predicted model, not a curated record. The transcript has 4 exons.
AUGGGGCCAGGCGCGUGCCCUCCCUGUCCUCGGGGCCGGGCUCGCGGCCCCUCGGGCGCCUCGGCUUUAGGCCGUGAGCUGGACUGCCUGACUUGGGGAUGGCGCCGGACUUGGAGAGAAGGAGCCUGCUUAGGCCUUGGGGACCAGAGCCGCCCCGUAAGUCGGGGCCAGUGCUCUGGGGUCCCGGGCACUUUGCAGUCCAGGCAGCGGCUUGAGCUCCCUGUAAGCAGGGGUGCAGCCUCUUGGCCGCUGCUCUGCGUGCCCAGCUUGGUUUGCCCAGAGGGCCCGGCUCCCAGCACGGCGUGGGACUGUGCCGGACGUCGCGAUGAAGCCGUGGGACGGCGAGGCAAGAGCCAGCUGGAGGAGCGGCGUCUUGGAGCUCAAGAGCGGAAGGGCGAGGCAAGAGCGAGCUUGGAGGAGCGGCGUCUUCGAGCUCAGGAGUGGAACAGCAAGAAGCCGUGGGACGACGAGGCAAGAGCGGCAGCGUCUUGGAGCUCAAGCGUGGAACGGCGAGGCAAGAGCGAGCUUGGAGCUGAAGAGGGGCCCUCUGGGCAAAGGGCUUUUCCAGGCCAGGGCACCUUCAGGGUGCCGCGGCUGGCUUUGCGCUGGGCGACCUCCCUGUGUGCAGGGCUGGGUCUUUGCUGUGGUUGGCCUUUUGCCCUUGUGCUCCUUUGGCUGCGCGGAGAGAGGGGCAACCCUGUAAGGAGGGUGAGAGCCCCUGUCUCCGCAGCUGAAACAGAGGAGAAACAGAGCUCUCCCGGCCCCCAGCCCAGCUACCCUGUAAGCAGGGCAGGGCUUUUCCCCAGCCCCGGCAGCUUUCUGCCUGCUGCCGGCCCCUGGCCGGCGUGACCCCCUGUACUCGGGGCGCGUCACAGCCCGUGUCCCUGUGCCAGCCCUGAAGCGCCUCAGGGCCUCGCGGCCCCUGUGGCCUCCUUGGAGUGCAGGGGCAGGUCUGAUGCUUUCCUCUCCCGCUCAGCAUUAGCAAUGGCUCCCUAGAGCAGGUUGGCUGCACGGAACUUGCUCCCACUUGUGGGACUGUCUCCCCGUCCCCUGUCUUGCCCUUAGUUGGUGUGAGUGAGGAAGUGUGCUUGUGCUUUAGCCCCCCCCUUUAGAAAUAGAGCAGCGUAGCUUAGACUUUCCCAGGUGGGAGAGAGGAGCUCUGUGCAGCCACAGGCGGGUGGCCAAAAUGCACGGGUGGAGAAAGUGUCCGGCCUUGGCCCUGCUUUCUGAGGAGGGCGCGAAGCCGCUUAGCGGCAGCGGGGGCACCGUGACCCGCCUGUAGCCAGG